Armigeres subalbatus is the source of this 1842-nucleotide messenger RNA. Its product is annotated as alpha-glucosidase-like. Bases 6 to 1757 code for a protein of 583 amino acids. Lineage: Eukaryota; Metazoa; Arthropoda; Insecta; Diptera; Culicidae. Gene Ontology annotation, biological process: carbohydrate metabolic process. The transcript is spliced from 3 exons. The record is from RefSeq and is a predicted model, not a curated record.
UCGAGAUGCGUCUACAAAUUACGUUUCUCGCGCUAACUCUGGCGGCUUUUGCGGCCAGCUUCGACAUACGGGAUCCGGAUCAGAAAGAUUGGUACCAGUAUGCAACCUUCUAUCAGAUUUAUCCACGGUCCUUCCUGGAUAGCGAUGGCGACGGCAUUGGCGAUCUCCCGGGAAUAGCUUCCAAGAUGAAAUAUUUAGCCGACAUUGGAAUCGAUGCCACCUGGUUGAGUCCACCGUUCAAAUCGCCACUGAGAGAUUUCGGAUACGACGUGUCCGAUUUCUACGACAUCCAACCAGAGUACGGAACGUUGGAGGAUUUCGAUAAUUUGGUACAGGAAGCUCAUGACAAUGGAAUAAAAUUGAUGUUGGAUUUUAUUCCAAACCAUUCGAGUGAUGAGCACGAGUGGUUUAUUAGAUCAGCGGAAAAUAAUGAAACCUACAAGGAUUUCUACGUUUGGUUACCGGGAAAAAACAACUCAGAGACAAAUCAACUCGAGCCUCCCAACAAUUGGAUAUCUGUUUUUGGUGGACCAGCGUGGACCUACCACGAAGGUCGCCAAGAAUACUAUCUGCAUCAGUUCACGGAUAAGCAACCGGAUUUGAACUACCGCAAUCCGGCAGUUCUGGAAGAAAUGACAAAGAUGUUGUUUUUCUGGUUGGACCGUGGAGUUGACGGAUUUCGCCUAGAUGCUAUCAAUCACAUGUUUGAGGAUCCUGAGUUCCGGGACGAGUACUUAUCGGGAUCGGGAGAACCCGGAACGUACGAGUAUCUUGAUCACAUCUACACCAAAGAUAUCGAAGACGUUUAUGGGGUUGUGUAUGACUGGCGCGAUUUGAUGGAUACUUAUUCGAAGGAAAAUGGUCGAACGAUUAUCUUGAUGACAGAGGCGUACUCGAGCAUCGAGGGUACUAUGCUGUAUUACGAAAGUGCGAACCGUACUAGGAAAGGAGCACAUAUGCCAUUUAACUUCCAACUGAUCUAUGAUUUUAAAAAAGAUCAAAAUGCAGUCGGAUUGAAGCAGUCAAUCGAUUGGUGGAUGAAUCACAUGCCGGCAAGACAUACGCCAAGUUGGGUCAGCGGCUCACAUGAUCACUCCCGGUUCGCUUCCAGGGUUGGUGAGAAUCGAGUGGAUCAAAUAAUGACGCUAAUGCAUACUUUACCAGGAACCAGCAUCACAUACUAUGGCGAGGAAAUCGGAAUGGUAGACUACAGCGAAGCAGAGGUUUACGACAAUCGCGACCCAAAUCGUACUCCAAUGCAGUGGGAUGCAACAACCAGUGCCGGCUUCAGUACCAACUCAACCACGUGGCUGAAGGUUCAUCCAGAUUACGAAACUCGGAAUGUUGAUCUUCAACAGAAGGCAGAGCAAAGCAACUAUCAUCAUUUCCAUGCUAUGACCAGUUUGCGGCGACAUGACACCUUGAAAUAUGGCGACUUCUUGCAUCGUACUGUCGGAGUCAACGUUUAUGCAUUGCUGAGAGAACUUCGUGGAGCGGACUCUUUCCUGACUGUGCUCAAUAUGGCGGACGAGGAGUACGAAGCGGAUCUGGGAGAUUUCGUUAAUCUUCCUGAGAAAUUGACCGUGGAAAUAGCACAGCCUAAUUCUGUACUGAAAGUUGGAAAUGUUGUGGAAAUCAACAAAGUCACACUGGGGCCCUACGAUUCCAUUGUGCUCAAAGCCGUUUCUUCCGCAACUGUUGGUCAACUUUCAUUUGCUGCUAUAAUUGGCCUUAUCGUGAAGUACUUGUUAGCAUAGGGACAGAUUUCAGUCGAACCAUAAUUUAUGAUUCGACUUAUAUAUGCCCAUACCUGUCAGCUGAUUAGAAGAAAUAAAUUGCGUA